UCCGUCCAGCCGGUCAGCAGCGGUCAACAUGGCGGUUCUACGGCCCCUGCUUCUGCUCUCUCUGGCCCUGGGUCACGCUAGACGAGCGACAUCGCUCCAGGCGCUGACGCCGGCGGCUGGAUGCCGGCCGGACGAGCUGCCCUUCCGCUACUGCGGCAACCUCCUCUGCCAUAGCCUGACGCCGGCGCUGCCGUUCGCGGCCGCGCUGCGCACCUGCGCGCGCGCCGGCGGCCGGCUGGCCACCGUCUACAGCCAGGCGCACAACGACCAGCUGUACGGCAUGCUGACGCGUUCGGCGUACAUCGGGGCGGUGGCGCGGCAGCGCAUGGUACGCCACCCCCGCGGCGAACCGGCCGGCCCGGGAGUCAUCUGGGCCUGGCUGAGUGGCGAGCCGGCGCACUUCACCAACAUGCUGCCCAGCGAGACGCCUGGCUUCUACCGGCAGCCGGACGGCGGUGGGUUCGAGGGCUGUGUGGAGCUGAUGCGACACCGGGUGCUGCACGACGACCCGGCAACGGAGGAUGAGACACCAGUGCCGCGCGCCGCCUGGACGGCCGGCGAGCCGCGCGACGAGACGCUGCUCGACUGCGCCCGUGCGGCGCGGCUCGGUCGGCCUUUCUGGGUGGUGGUGCUUCGCGGGCGGUUCACCAACUUCCACCGCUACGGGGCAUACGGGCUUCCGGACGAACCCAACGAGUCUCCGAACGCCUGCGCCAUCGUCUGGUUCGAUGGAAACAUUGUGCGGCUGCUGUAG
This is a messenger RNA of Pollicipes pollicipes, 754 nucleotides long. RefSeq lists its product as uncharacterized. Lineage: Eukaryota; Metazoa; Arthropoda; Thecostraca; Pollicipedomorpha; Pollicipedidae. Bases 29 to 754 code for a protein of 241 amino acids. The record is from RefSeq and is a predicted model, not a curated record. The transcript has 5 exons.